AUGCAACUCAAGAGUAAAAAUGAUGCCUUGCAGGAAGCCUACAAUGGACAACUGGCGAAGAUAAAAGAAUUCGAAAAAACAAGCGAUCCGAUUACGAAAACGAAGGCAAAAGUUGUGGAAAACUUGGAAGAGCAGAUUGAAAAUCUAAAAGCCGCGACAGAAAAAUUAAUGAAAAUUAUAAAAGAUCAAACGGAUCUAGAAGAGCCUAGGCAGUUAAAGGCUAAAAUUUAUGAGCUGUGGACUCAAAAAGAAAAGCUACGUAAAAGAGUAGAAAACGGUGAGAUGGAGCGCAACAGGCUACAAGAGGAGCUUGAGAAGUACAUCAACUCCAGAAGGCGCGUUUUCUCGCCAACCGGAGAGCAAUUUGGUGGAAACUGCCGUGGUGUCAUAUGCUUCUUGAAGAGAGAAGCCUCGGCUAAGCUGGUAGCUAACAGAUCCACCGAUUACAUUGGAAAUGUGAAUGACAUACUUAACCAUGAGACGGCCACCAUCAGUGGGACAGAGGAUAAGGAAAAUUCAUGGUGGUCCAUCGAUCUGGGCUUACGCUAUCGGCUUAUAAUCACAAACUGCUCUUUGAGGGACGGUAAUAUGUAUGGAAAGUUAGCACCUAUAAAUUGGAAACUAGAGGGAUCUAAUGAUGGAGAGAAAUGGGAUAGUCUUGAAACUAUUCACAUGAAGGAUUCACAGUGUAUGUGCAGAGACACAUCUUUGUAUCAUACGAGAAUUUGGUCUGUUGUAGGGGAAAUAGCGCCUUUUCGUUUUUUUCGAAUUUUCCAGACAGGUACAAAUUCCUCUGGCAGCAAUGGAUUAUAUCUAUCUGGAAUUGAGCUAUAUGGAAUACUUCUAAACAUUUGA
Molecule: messenger RNA, 855 nt
Organism: Pocillopora damicornis (cauliflower coral)
Lineage: Eukaryota; Metazoa; Cnidaria; Anthozoa; Scleractinia; Pocilloporidae
Biological process (GO): signal transduction
Molecular function (GO): protein binding
Source: RefSeq, a predicted model, not a curated record